AUGGGCGUCGAGAAUCAACAAAGUCCAUCUAAUAGCUCCUCUCGCUCGACCUCGCGGUCAGCAGAUAGCUAUACCGACGAAGAAGGGUCAGGAGUGCGAGUCCCGUCAAACUAUUCUGAAGACCUAGACGACGACGAAAGCUGGGACCGAGUGUACGACGCCGACGAAAUCGAGCCUUCUGAUUCUGCGUCCCGUCCAGCAUCCCGCCCCCGGGCACCAAGAUAUAGCGAGAGUCGACCACCUCCUGUUUCUCGACCAACUCGCCGACACACUACUACUGAAAAAUCAGCUCGUCGACCAGUCACGCAGCGCGUUCAUCGGCACCCUGCGCCGGUACCACCCUCAAGCGUGGAGCCUUUAGAGGACUUUCCGGGCUAUGGCCGAGGAUACCCACCACCGUCUGGAGCUUACGGUGGCAGAGGACCUGGGCCAGGCUAUGCCCAAAGCUCGUAUUCAGGACCUGGUGGGGGAGGAGGAUAUGUCCCCCCUCCUUUUGGCGGAGCUCCAGGUGCUUUGACUCAUUAUGGACCACCUAGUGGCUACCCCUACGCCACUCCUCCAGCAAAUCCAUUCUCCCCUCAAGCUCCAACUCCAGGUCCGCCAGGAGGUGGAUACUUUGGUCAACCAAGUCAUCACCACCCCAUGUCUAGCCACAGCGGCCCUGGCGCUUACGGUGGUGGGCACGAUAUGAUGGCCUUUCAACAACAACAGCAGCAUGGCUAUGGUGGGUUUCCUCAAUAUCCCCCAGGUAUGGGACCUGGAAUGCCUGGCAUGUCUUCUCCGCACCAAAUGGGCGGUUACUACCAACCACCACUACCACAGUGGCCUCCUAGGCCUCCUAGCGAACCAUCCGUUGUAGCAGAUCCUGAGACCGAGAAGAAGCUACUAGCGAUUGAAGAACUCAUGAAAAACCAAAAAAUUGACUUUGAGAAGGCCACAAAGGAAUUGGCAGAUCGUGACGCAAAGGAGGCUUCUGAAAAGGCCGCCGCCGCUGCAGCUAAGAAGGCGGCGGAAGAGCAGGCCGCAUGGGAGGCAAGAAUUAAGGAGGAAAAGGACAAGCUAGAAAAGCAGCUAGCGGAUGAAAAGGCAGCGUGGGAGAAAAAGGUCGAGGAAGAGAAGAAGAACGCGCAGGCUAAGGGCGCUGAAAACGCAAAGAAACAAAUAGAGGCCGACCGGAAGAAGGCAGAGCAAGCUGCUGCAGAUGAGAAGGAGAAAGCGGACACCAUUGCCAAAAUUAAGCAGUUGACCGAAGACGCUGCUGCCGAGGCUAAAAAGUUGAGAGAAGAGGCAGCUGCGGAGCAGAAGGCAAUCAAGGAGCAAGCGGCGGCAGAGGCCGAGGCACUUAAGAAGGAAAACGAGGCCGCGUUAGCAAAGGCGAAAGCACCAGACGAAGACAAGAAAAAGCCCAUCAAGUUCAAAGACGCGGUAGGAAGAAAAUUCAGUUUUCCAUUUCACCUAUGCGCGACUUGGACGGGAAUGGAAGAAUUGAUCAAGCAAGCCUUUGUGCACGUGGAAGUCAUCGGGCCUCAUGUUCAGGAUGGUCACUAUGACCUAAUUGGACCAAACGGGGAAAUCAUCCUCCCACAAGUCUGGGAGACGAUGAUCGAGCCGGAUUGGUCAAUCACCAUGCACAUGUGGCCUAUGCCUGAACCUCCCAAACCUGCACCACCCGCUCCUCCUCCCGGCAUGUUCGAUGGCGUUCCACGACCUAGAAGUAGACACGGGAACCACGGUGCUCCUCACGGCGCUCACGGCGGACACGGCGGACGUCCUCCCCCUCCGCCACCAGCAGGGCACAGAGGUGGACCGCCGCCGCCCCCUGAGAACUGGCAAGGAGGCCCCCCUCCACCUCUUCAUCCUCCGGGCGCUCGAGGUGGUCCUCCUGGUGGACCACCCAUAAUUGUCAUGCGCCCCGGAGAUGCACCACCACGGCCUCGGAAGAAAACAGAGCCAGCUACCGCAAAGGGAGUCCUAGGGUGGAUGGCCGGGGCGAAGACAAAGUCGUCGGGAAAA
Lachnellula hyalina is the source of this 2013-nucleotide messenger RNA. RefSeq lists its product as uncharacterized. NCBI's taxonomy places the organism in Eukaryota, Fungi, Ascomycota, Leotiomycetes, Helotiales, Lachnaceae. The annotation marks the transcript as partial. The record is from RefSeq and is a predicted model, not a curated record. Gene Ontology annotation, biological process: actin filament polymerization. Gene Ontology annotation, molecular function: microtubule binding; actin binding. The transcript has 3 exons. Gene Ontology annotation, cellular component: cytoplasm; actin filament.